CUUUUGAAUAAAAAAUCACAAGUGUUAAGUGGCAAUCAAUGCAAUUGAUUGCAAAAAAUAAUAGAAACUUCAACAACUUUGCGGUUUUUGCACAUUUUCAUUUGUUAAACAAUAAAAGAAGUGCCAUGGACAGCAGCAACAACAGCAGCAUGGAGGUGGAUGAAGAGCGUGCUGACUCCUCAGGAGCAAAUGGCGAUAAUGCGGAGGCGUCGGAGCCAAUUCAUUGGCGCUGUCAGCCCAUAGAGUCGGUGCAUCGUGGUCUGCAGCCGUACGAGCUAGAACAUUUGGCUGCAGUGCAUCCAACUCCUUUGCAUCGUGUGCUGUAUCGUCAUCCCAUACGUGAAGCAAUGGACGAGCCGCCGCUGCCCUUUCGCGCCACUGCUCGCUGGGAUUCUGAGCAUGUGCGUUUGCCCUGCGCUUUGGAGAGUAAAUAUCCAGUGGAGGCUGAGGAUGGCAGCACCAACAUAGACUCACGUUGGGGCAUGAUCGAACGUGCGUUGCUGCGUCCCAUUACCACUAGCAAGCAAUUGCAGGAGGCAAUUCUCAGCUAUAACUCCACCUAUAAAGCUCACUGGAGUUUCCGCGCAUUGCAUCAGCUGCUCAACGAGGAGGUGGAUGAGAGCGAGGCCAAGGUUUUCUUCGAGGAUCUCUUGCCGCGCAUUAUACGCCUCGCUUUGCGUCUGCCCGAGCUAGUGCAGGCGCCCAUUCCAUUGCUUAAGCAAAACCAAACUGUUUUGCUUACCUUGUCGCAACAGCAAAUUAGCUGCCUGCUGGCCAAUGCUUUUCUUUGCACCUAUCCACGUCGUAAUACGCUCAAACGCAAAUCGGAAUAUAGCAAUUUUCCAGAUAUUAAUUUCAAUAGAUUAUAUCAAUCGACUGGCGCAGCGGUUUAUGAGAAGCUCAAAUGUCUAUUGCACUAUUUUCGACGCGUUUGUCCCACUGAACGAGAUGCCAGCAAUGUGCCCAACGGCGUUGUGACUUUUGUGCGUCGCAGCGCCAAACCAGAGUCGAAUCCACAAUGGGACUUAAGCGCUGCACAAUUGGCCGGCAUACCAGUGCAUGUAAAUGCCGCAGGCACAAUCGAGGAUCAGGGUGUGGGCCUGUUGCAAAUGGACUUUGCCAACAAAUUUAUAGGCGGCGGUGUGCUUGGACAUGGCUGUGUGCAGGAGGAAAUACGCUUUGUCAUUUGUCCGGAGCUAAUGGUGUCCAAGCUAUUCACGGAGUGUCUGCUGCCCAGCGAGGCGCUGUGGAUACUUGGCGCGGAGCGUUACAGCAACUAUACUGGCUAUGCCAGCAGCUUUACCUGGGGCGGCAAUCAUGAGGAUCUAACGCCGCGCGAUAGCUCCAGACGUCGCCAGACCGCCAUAGUUGCUAUUGAUGCAUUGAGCUUUCAACAGGCCUCAAUGCAGUCACAAUAUCGCGAGGAUCUCAUAUUGCGUGAGCUGAACAAAGCAUCGAUUGGCUUUAAGCAUUGGCUAACAACGCCGCCGCCAGGUGUCGCCACUGGCAAUUGGGGCUGUGGCGCUUUUGGAGGCGAUGCACAUCUCAAGGCGUUGAUACAGCUAAUGGUCUGCGCCCAUCACAAUCGCCCGCUGGCCUAUUUCACAUUUGGCAAUCUGCAGCUGCGCGACGAUUUGCAUACACUGUGGCUAAUGUUUCGCGAGCAACGCACCACUGUGCAGCAGCUUUGGGCACUGCUGCGCAGCUAUAAGCUGCAGCCCAAGCAAACGCUCUAUCAAUUUGUGCUGCAAGAGAUCAAGCAGCAGUCGCAGGCAGCGGCGACCACAGUCAAGUGCGUGGCAGCAGCGCAGCAGGAGCAGAAACAGGAACAGGAGGAAAAGGCUGCAGUGGUGGCCAUGCUGGCUGCCACAUUGGAGAGCGUUGACAGCAGCAACAGCAGCAGCAAUCAAUCGGCGACAGUAGCAGCCACAGCCGAGGCAAUUGUAGCAGCCGCCGCCGCAGCAGCAGCUGAAGUUGUUGCCGCCGAGGCAGUAGCAGCCGCCAUUGAUGCCACAGUAGCAACUAAAAGCAGAAAAGCUGCUGGCCCAUCGACUUCACGUCAGCUAACGCUGCUGGAAAUGCUCGAUCAACAUUAUGUGGAGGGUCAAGCUAAUGGCGGCCAAGCCAAGCGUCAGCAUCUGUCAACGUCGGCGAGCUGCAGCAGCAUUAAAACGCGCAAGGAUUGCGAGGACGAUGCACCUGGCACCAGCAAAGGCAGCAAAACACCGCAAGAGUAAACAACAACUAUUGCUAUCUCUUUCGUUUUGGCUAUUUGCCAUACAAGCAAAAACACACGAAGUUAGUUUAUAGGUUGCGUCAUAUGAUUUUUAAUAUUUAACAACAUUAAAUAUUCGACUGUUAGCAUUUCUUUCAAAACGAAUUGAGUUGCAUAAGCAUUAAACAUUUGUUAAUAACAUUAUUAACAAGCGUUAGACUUAAGUGUGUGUGCGUGUGUGUGACCAAACUCAAUUGUAUCUAUAGCAUGAAUUUUAAAGCUAAAAGCAUUAAAGCUCUAAAUGUAUAGUUGAGAGUUAAAUAAACUAGUUGUAAGACUUACUGGCAUUAUUUAAAUGUUAUCAACGUUGCUUUUAUUUAGCGCCGAUAUAUAUACAUAUAUGCUCAUUAUA
This is a messenger RNA of Drosophila busckii, 2627 nucleotides long. RefSeq names its product poly(ADP-ribose) glycohydrolase (gene Parg). Gene Ontology annotation, biological process: ATP generation from poly-ADP-D-ribose; carbohydrate metabolic process; nucleotide-sugar metabolic process. Bases 39 to 2237 code for a protein of 732 amino acids. The record is from RefSeq and is a predicted model, not a curated record. Gene Ontology annotation, cellular component: nucleus; cytoplasm. Gene Ontology annotation, molecular function: poly(ADP-ribose) glycohydrolase activity. The transcript is spliced from 3 exons. Lineage: Eukaryota; Metazoa; Arthropoda; Insecta; Diptera; Drosophilidae.